AUGGCACCAUCAGCCAUCACUACCUAUGAAGAGAUUUACGACUUGGAACAUUAUUCCAACACUCUGAAGUUAGUUACCGAAAACAAUGGCGGGAAAUACAACAAAAUUGAAAGCUUGACCUCAAAGGAAUCUGUUCUCGAUGUAUUCAAAAAGAGGAUUGCAGAGAUCAAUGUGGACUCUUGCCAACCGGGUGAGGAGGAUGCCUUCUACGUGGCGGAUCUGGGAGAAGUCUACCGACAGCAUCUCCGCUGGAAGAUGAAUCUGGCAAGGGUCAAGCCUUUCUAUGCUGUCAAAUGCAACCCUGAUGACGAAGUUCUCCGCUUGCUUGCCAAGCUGGGUACAGGUUUUGACUGCGCCUCUCAGGCCGAAAUCGAGCAGGUACUCAAACUGGGUGUCGAUCCCGCGCGUAUAAUCUACGCCCAACCUUGCAAGACCAAAUCAUACAUUCGUUACGCUGCCAAAGUGGGCGUCAAACAGAUGACAUUCGACAACGCGGACGAAUUGCUCAAGAUCAAACAGUUCUUCCCGGAUGCAGAGCUCGUCUUGCGUAUCCUGACCGACGAUUCUGCGAGCCUGUGCCGGUUGAGUGCAAAGUUUGGAGCCAGUCUUGAUAAAACACAAGAGCUUUUGGACCUAGCCAAGAACUUGGGUCUCAACGUGACUGGUGUCAGUUUUCAUGUUGGUUCAGGGGCCAGUGAUCCCGCAUCUUUCACGAAGGCUGUGCAGGAUGCUCGUGUUGUCUUUGAUCAGGCCACGUCUGCUGGCUUCAACUUGCAGAUGCUCGACGUUGGUGGCGGAUUUGUGGACGGAAGUUUCGAAACCUUUGCCAGCGCUCUCACAGGAGCUCUAGAGGAGCAUUUCCCGCCUCACAUUCGGGUCAUCGCUGAGCCUGGAAGAUACUAUGUGGCAAAUGCUUUCACCAUGGCAGCCAACGUCAUUGCCCGCCGAGAUGUCCAAGAUGGGUUGACUGGAGAGCGGGCUUACAUGCUCUAUCUCAAUGAUGGAGUUUACGGAAAUUUCUCCAACAUCAUUUUCGAUCAUCAACAUCCGUCAGCCCAAAUCUUGGAUUGCCGUGAUCCAUACCAGAUUCCAACCGACUACUCCAUCUGGGGGCCUACUUGCGAUGGCAUCGAUGUCAUCACAGAACGCUGCACACUGCCGGGCGUUCUGAAUGUUGGUGACUGGCUGUUCUUCGACGAGAUGGGCGCCUACACCAGAUGCUCUGCCACUCGCUUCAAUGGCUUCACAAACAAGCACAAGGUCAUUUAUGUGUCCAGUGAGCCUGGAGCCCUGGCACUCCUGAAAAAUGAAUUUGGCGAUCUUGCCGUCGACUCUCAACUAGCCGCUUCCCAGGCCAUCUCUGGUGUCAAAGAACUACUCAAUGGCUGCAUAUGUUGCAAUCUCGUGGGGCAGUUAUCGGAUGCCUUGCUUCAACUACGAUCCGAAGUCAUCCCUGAUAGGAUUUUAAUCGAAACUUCUGGGUCCGCCUUUCCCGCUACUUUAGCCAUGGAGGUCAACCGAUUGGCACGGGAACAUGAUGGAGCUUUCGUGCUUGACGGCGUCAUUAGUGUCAUUGAUGUUGAAAACUGGAAGGGCUAUGAGGACACAAGCUACACUGCCAGACUACAGGCCAAGUAUACUGAUCUCAUUGUAUUCAACAAGUGGGAACAUGUCGAUGAGAGGCGUUUCGAGGAAUGUCUGGAUCGACUUGGAGACCUGGAACUACAAUUUGCCUGGGUCAAGAGCACAAGGGGCUGGGUGGAUCAGGCAGUUCUCAUGGGUAUCGACGGUGCGUUGAUUGCCAAAGGAGGAGUCUCAACUGCAACGGAGCUCAACAACAGUACCAACGAACACCAAGCUCAUGGGCAUGAUCACCAGGAAGAGGUCGAAGUCUUAUCGGUAGUACUCAAUCCUACCUACGAAGGAGAUGCCACUGUAGACUUGGACGCAUUCGAGGAAUUCCUCCUUGCGGCACCAAAGGACGAAAUCUACCGCAUUAAAGGCCUUAUAUUGGCUUCAAAGCCCCCAGCUGAUUCAACGGGGGAGAGAAGGCCAUCUACCAUGGCUGAAGCGGGGUUGUAUGUCCUCAACUGGGCGUUUGGACGCUGGAGUUAUACACCGCUGUCCUCACAAGAAAUGGUAGCUCUCAAGGGUGCAUCGCUCCGAUUGACUGUCAUUCUUGCAAGAGGCGAGGCAAACAAGUGGCAGAAGAAGCUUGCUGCCGGGGAUCUGGUGCAACUCGAAUCCCAUCCUGAGCAUACCAACAUAACAGUGGUGAAGACCAGUUAA
Messenger RNA from Endocarpon pusillum Z07020, 2289 nucleotides. RefSeq lists its product as uncharacterized. Gene Ontology annotation, cellular component: cytoplasm. The record is from RefSeq and is a predicted model, not a curated record. Gene Ontology annotation, molecular function: ornithine decarboxylase activity. The coding region runs from base 1 to 2289 and encodes 762 amino acids. Lineage: Eukaryota; Fungi; Ascomycota; Eurotiomycetes; Verrucariales; Verrucariaceae. The transcript has 3 exons.